GAAUCCGACUCUGGGGGGAGCUGUUUCCGACCGGAGCUCUUUCCGGGACGGAGCGGUGUCCGGCGGAGCGGUUCCCCCGGCCCCCGGCUCCUGGCGCCAUGUUCUCGGGUUUGCAGGAACUCGGCAUCGCGAGCGGAGACGAUCUGAAGGAAACUUUAACCAACUGCACGGAGCCGCUGAAGGCCAUCGACCAAUUCCAGAUUGAAAAUGGAAUUUUACUGCCAUCCCUGCAGUCAGCGUUACCUUUCUUGGACCUGCACAGCAUUCCCAGGCUGGAGUUCCACCAGUCUGUAUUUGAUGAACUACGGGAAAAACUGCUGGAUAAAGUUGCUACCAUAGCAUCGGAGGGAAAAGAUGGAAACAGGUAUAACAAGUUAGAAGAUCUCUUGGAAAAAUGUUUUCCACUAGUCAAAGUUCCAUCAAUACAACCUGUAGUAAUGUGCGUGAUGAAACACUUGCCGAAGGUACCAGAAGAGAAAUUAAAACUGGUGAUGGCAGAUAAAGAGCUGUACAAAAUCUGUGCGACAGAAGUGAAACGCCAGAUCUGGCAGGAUAACCAGGCGCUGUUUGGAGAUGAGGUCUCCCCAUUGUUGAAACAGUAUAUUGUUGAGAAAGAAAAUGCCCUCUUCAGCAGUGAGCUGUCAGUCCUGCACAACUUCUUCUCAGCAUCCCCCAAAACCAGACGUCAAGGAGAGGUUGUUCAGAAAUUAACCAACAUGAUUGGGAAAAAUGUAAAGCUCUAUGACAUGGUUCUCCAAUUUCUACGCACUUUGUUCCUGAGGACAAGAAAUGUCCAUUACUGCACCCUGCGCGCAGAACUAUUGAUGUCUUUGCAUGAUCUAGAUAUCAGUGAAAUAUGUUCUGUGGAUCCUUGUCACAAGUUUACCUGGUGCCUUGAUGCUUGCAUUAGAGAGAGAUUUGUAGAUGCAAAGAGAGCUCGAGAAUUGCAGGGUUUUUUGGAUGGAGUUAAGAAGGGACAGGAACAAGUGUUAGGUGACCUCUCGAUGAUCCUUUGUGACCCCUUUGCAAUAAAUACACUGGCUCUGAGUACGGUGAAAAAUCUGCAGGAGUUGGUCAGCCAAGAUGCAUUGCCCAGAGACAGUCCCGACCUUCUCCUCUUGUUGCGCAUGCUGUCGCUUGGUCAAGGGGCCUGGGAUAUGAUUGACAGUCAGGUGUUCAAAGAGCCAAAAAUGGAGAUAGAACUGAUUACGAAGUUCUUACCCAAUCUGAUGGCAUUCGUCGUGGAUGAUCACAGUUUCAAUGUGGACCAAAAACUGCCGACUGAGGAGAAGGCUGCAAGCAUGUAUCCCACCACCCUCCCAGAAUCUUUUAUCAAGUUCGUUCUGGAAAAUCGUGUCGCUUGUGAAAUUGCACUGUACUAUGUGCUACAUAUUACAAAACAGAGGAACAAGAAUGCCAUUCUCCGCUUAUUACCUUCAUUAGUGGAAACCUAUAAUGACAUGGCAUUUAGUGAUAUUUUCUUGCACCUAUUUACCAGCCAUUUAACAUUAUUGAUGGAGGAAUUUGCUACAGAAGAAUUCUGUACUGCACUAUUUGAUGGCUUCAUCCUUACAACAUUCUCCAGUAAAGAAAAUGUACACAGACAUAUCCUGAGACUGCUGCUACAUCUUCACCAUAAAGUGGUACCUUCAAAAAUGGCUUCAUUGCAAAAGGCACUGGAACCUACCAAACAGAGUGCUGAAGCAGUGAAGGACUUGUAUACUCAACUUACCGAAAAGAUAGAAAGUCUUAAACAGAGCCCUGUGCAAACAGUAGAGACUCCGCCACUGGAGCUGCCUUUGAGGACUGUCUCUACACCUCCUGCCAUCUGACAGAUUCACUUUACAUCUUGGAUUGACACAUUGUUGUGCAUUCGUGAUUGACUGGAUCUGCCUGUUAUUUUAAGGUGAAUCGUGAAGCAGAGCUACUGGGUUAUCUAUGAUUUGUGUCAUCUUUUUUGCAUGUUCAGAAGAGUGCAGCCCUGAGAAGUACACCAAAUUGCUAAAAUUUAUGUUGGUCCCAAUUACCACAAGAUGAAAUUAAAUCAAAUGAACUUUUCCGUCUGUGCUGCGACAUGACAUGUUAGAUAGAUGGUUCUGUGAUCCAUGUUUUCAAGAAGCUCACUGUUAAUAAUUAGACUACCACCAAUGGAUCAAUGCUUUUUAAAAGUCUAAAUGAUAAACUUCCAAGAGCUGUAAUCAAAUUACUGAAGAUCAUUAUUACUGCAGUUCUCUUUGGAGGCAUUUUUCAGCUAUUUCUGUUGCUAGUACUUCCUCAUACUUAGGAAGAAUAGGUGGUUUAGUGUUAACAGUCUGGAAGAAUAGUUCAUUUACUGAUUCUUAGAUAUCAGUAAAUAUAUAGAUUCUGGAUCUUGAUCUUUUAAACUAUUGUUCUUUUGUUUUUAUAAAGGUGAUUAUUUGUUAAGUGUACUAGUGACAGGAAUCACUUUCAGAAUGCUGAUAAAGCAAAAACGGUGUGUAUUGUACUGCAGUACAUUGACUUAAUACUUCAGCAACAGUGGAAUGUUGAAUAUAUAAUUAUACAUGUGUAUAUUUCAACAUGAAUAAUGGAAAAAGGUAUAAAAGUUCAUUUCUUAUUUAACUAAGCAGCAAAAGUUAAGUGCUAAAGACUUUGUAUCACUUUUUAAAAAAAUAAAGUUAAAAUAUUGACAUUCUA
Chiloscyllium plagiosum (whitespotted bambooshark) is the source of this 2676-nucleotide messenger RNA. RefSeq names its product negative elongation factor complex member B (gene nelfb). Gene Ontology annotation, biological process: negative regulation of transcription elongation by RNA polymerase II. Lineage: Eukaryota; Metazoa; Chordata; Chondrichthyes; Orectolobiformes; Hemiscylliidae. The record is from RefSeq and is a predicted model, not a curated record. Gene Ontology annotation, cellular component: nucleus; NELF complex.